This is a messenger RNA of Aphis gossypii (cotton aphid), 805 nucleotides long. RefSeq names its product histone H1A, sperm-like. Gene Ontology annotation, cellular component: nucleus; nucleosome. Lineage: Eukaryota; Metazoa; Arthropoda; Insecta; Hemiptera; Aphididae. The coding region runs from base 65 to 694 and encodes 209 amino acids. The record is from RefSeq and is a predicted model, not a curated record. The transcript has a single exon. Gene Ontology annotation, biological process: negative regulation of DNA recombination; chromosome condensation; nucleosome assembly. Gene Ontology annotation, molecular function: double-stranded DNA binding; nucleosomal DNA binding; structural constituent of chromatin.
GACGUCGAUAAGUAUAUCGUUUGCGUUUUUGAAACUAUAUACAAUUUUCAAUAUCAACUUCAACAUGACAGACAACGUAGUCGUUUCCGCUCCUGCUCCGGUUACCGCAUCGCCAGCCGCGAAGAAAUCCCCGGCCAAGAAGAAGGUGGGCGCCGCAGCGAAAGCUAAGAAGCCCGCAGCCAAUCAUCCUACCACAUCGGUGAUGGUCACUUCAGCGAUCAAGGAGCUUAAGGAGAAGAAAGGAUCUUCUCUGCCAGCAAUCAAAAAAUACUUGGCAGCCAACUACAAAGUCGAUCCCGCCAAGUUGGCGCCGUUCAUCAGGAAAUUCUUGAAAGCCGCCGUCGCUAAUGGCACUGUCCUUCAGACCAAAGGCACCGGAGCGUCUGGACACUUCAAAUUACCGGUGGCCGAGGUUAAACCCAAAAAGAAGACCGCCGUUGUCAAGAAGAAGAAAGCAGUCGUCAAGAAGGUCAAGGCGCCGGGAGCUACAAAGAGGAAAUCAACGUCCGCCAAAAAAGUGAAGCCCGCGUCCGGAGAACCAGCAGCUAAAAAAGUCAAGAAAGCAGUUGCUGCUAAGCCUAAAGCAGCAUCCAAACCGAAGAAAUCUCCGGCGAAACCGAAAAAACCGGUUGCUGCCAAACCCAAAGUAAAGAAGACUCCGACCAAGAAAACCGCAGCUCCCAAGAAGAAGUAGUAAAUUACUUGUUAUUCACUUCCCACAAAUACCCCUUUAAAACGGUCCUUUUCAGGACCACCAAUUUUUCAUAUCAACUUACAAAAAUGUAUUAUUUCACGUUCAGUAGGG